Molecule: messenger RNA, 201 nt
Organism: Maudiozyma barnettii
Lineage: Eukaryota; Fungi; Ascomycota; Saccharomycetes; Saccharomycetales; Saccharomycetaceae
Gene: YSY6
Product: Ysy6p
Exons: 1
Coding region: 1-201 (66 amino acids)
Cellular component (GO): endoplasmic reticulum
Source: RefSeq, a predicted model, not a curated record
AUGGCUAUCCAAACACCAAAGCAAAGACUAGCAAACGAAAAAUUUAAUAAGAAUAUUGAAAAGCAUAGAAAAUUUGGUAAAGCUAAACCUGCUAAGAGCGAUGCUGCUUCAAACCCACCAAUCUCUAAAUAUUGGAUGUAUGCAUUACUAUUCUUAUUAGUUGGUGGUGGUCUAUUAGAAUUGUUUAGUAAUUUCAUUUAA